Molecule: messenger RNA, 2002 nt
Organism: Erythranthe guttata (spotted monkey flower)
Lineage: Eukaryota; Viridiplantae; Streptophyta; Magnoliopsida; Lamiales; Phrymaceae
Source: RefSeq, a predicted model, not a curated record
GCCCUUUAAUUUUCCCAAGGAAAAAAGAAAAGGAAACAUUGAUUCAUCAUGUCUACCCUUACCUGGCCAAUCAAAAUUCCUAAUAACAGCUUUGUAUCUUCUAUUCCAGCUUUUAAUGGCAUAAUAGUAAUUAGGCCUUGUUUAUUACAAUGCAAUACUCAGGUUAACUGUGAUCAUACUCGAUUACUUACAACUGUUAAUCGACGGUCUGGAAACUACGAGCCUCCCGUUUGGGGUUUCGAUUUCGUUCAGUCAUUGACCAGUAAAUAUAAGGAAGAGAGAUAUUUGAAGAGGGGUUGUGAGUUGGUGGAGCAAGUGAAGAAGAUGUUAUUAGUGGAUGAACAAAUAUUAAUUCAGAAAUUGGAGUUGAUUGAUAAUUUACAGAGGCUUGGUAUAUCUUAUCAUUUUGAAGAACAAAUCCACCAAAUAUUGAGUUGUUUAUACAAUGAUGGAAAUAAAUAUUACUAUCAAAGGGAUUUGUACUCGGCAGCACUUGGAUUCAGACUCCUCAGACAACACGGUUUUAGCGUCUCCCAAGAUGUGUUUAAUAGUUUCAAGAACGAGUCCGGUGAUUCUUUUAAGGCGAGUCUUGGAGACAAUAUUAAUACCGAAGGAUUGUUGCAACUUUAUGAAGCUUCUUUUCUGAUGAGACGUGGCGAAAGCACAUUGGAGGUAGCUAGAGAAUUUGCCGCCAAUUUAUUGCGGAAAAAACUUGAUCGAGUUGAUGACGAAGAUGUUUUAUUAUUAAUGGCCGUUCGACAUGCAUUGGAGCUCCCAAUUCAUUGGAGGGUUCAAAGGCCAAAUGCAAGAUGGUUCAUCAAACAAUUCUAUGCGAAAAAACCAGACAUGAAUCCAACUAUGCUCGAGCUUGCCAAACUCGACUUCAACAUUGUUCAAGCAAAGCACCAAAAAGAACUCAAACAUCUCUCAAGUUGGUGGGAGGAAACAGGGCUUGCUAAAAUAUUACCAUUCGCGAGGGAUAGGUUGAUCGAGAAUUACCUAUGGACCAUCGGUGGGUUGUUCGAGCCUCAAUAUGGAUAUUCAAGAAUCAUGGCAACCAAGGUCAAUGUCUUUAUUACAAUAAUCGACGAUAUAUUCGAUGUUUACGGUACUUUGGAAGAACUAGAGAUCUUCAAUGACGUCAUUCAAAGAUGGGACAUUGAAGGAAUCGACAAACUCCCGCACUAUAUGCAGAUGUGUUUUCUAGCUCUCAACAACUUCGUCGACGAAUUGUCGUACAAUGUUCUCAAACAACAACGAUUUCUCGUCAUCCCACAUUUGAGAAAAUCAGUAAUUAGAAUUAUAUUAAUUUCUAGUUAUUUACUCCAAAUUAAAAAAUAUUUGAUUAUUGAUUUAUAUAUAAACUUAAUUUUGCAGUGGGCAGAUCUAUGCAUGGCAUAUCUACUAGAGGCGAAGUGGUACUCGAAAGGGUACACACCGACACUCGAAGAAUACAUCAACAAUGCAUGGAUUUCGAUAUCUGCUCCUGUAAUACUCUCUCAUGCAUUUUUUCUUGUGACGAAUCCAAUAAACAAAGAAGCCGUUCGAAGCUUGUACGAAUACCACAACAUAGUUCGAUUUUCGGCAAUGAUUCUACGCCUUGCAAACGACCUUGGAACAUCACCGGAUGAGAUGAAAAGAGGAGAUGUUCCGAAAUCGAUCGAGUGUUACAUGAAUGAAAGCGGUGUUGGUAGAGAAGAGGCGGAAGAGUAUGUAAGGUGUUUGAUAAAUGAGACGUGGAAAGAGAUGAACGAAGAAUUACGAGUUAUUACAGAUUCGCCAUUAUUCGAACGAGAUUUUGUGAGAAGUGCGGUUGAUCUAGGGAGAAUGGCACAGUACAUGUAUCAACAUGGAGAUGGGCAUGGAAUUCAAUUUCCUCAGAUGAAGGAACGUAUUAUAAGUUUGUUGUUUGAGCCCUUUUGUGUGUAAACAUUAUUUGACUAGCUAGUAUAACUAAUACGGCUUAUUGCAAUCAAGACCACUGUGUUAUAUCGAAGUGCUA